This is a messenger RNA of Gastrolobium bilobum, 861 nucleotides long. RefSeq lists its product as uncharacterized. NCBI's taxonomy places the organism in Eukaryota, Viridiplantae, Streptophyta, Magnoliopsida, Fabales, Fabaceae. The transcript is spliced from 2 exons. The record is from RefSeq and is a predicted model, not a curated record. Bases 1 to 861 code for a protein of 286 amino acids.
AUGGCAGUGUGGAUCAGGAUUCCUAGUCUCCCUAUUGGAUUGUAUACAGCACAUCACCUUUGGAAAAUUGGGAAUAUAUUUGGGAGGACACUUAAAGUGGAUAGAAAUUCUCUUCACAAAAGUGAUUCUGGCCUUGAAGUCGUCACAGAGAGGGAAAGGUUUGCUCGUUUAUGUGUAGAGGAGGACCUAAGGAAGAACUUCCUGUCCAAAUUCAAAAUAGGUGAUAGACUUUCCAGGAAAGACCAGUGUUCUAAUAGUAGUCAGCAGGAGGUUCAGAAGGAAAUUGGAAGAGAAGGACCUGUUAUUAAGGGUACCAACAAUAACGAACAGCCUAAGGUAGAGAAGAAUCACAGUGAGGCAUUUGGUGACGGGAUGGUGAUUCAGAGGCAAACUAGAGGAAGAAAAUUAAAGGUUGUCCCGGCUAAGAACAUAGAUGAAGGUAAGGGUGAGGUUGUUCUAGGGGGAAAUAAGGAGGAUCAUCCUAAGGAGGUUUUAAGUAAAGAAGGAGGUGAGACUCCAAUAUCAUUGGAGAUUGAUGCUCAAUCUAAGGAGGAGGGGAAAUUACAGUAUCCUUUGGUGGGCUUGGCUGGUUUGAUUAGCUCUGGUAAUCAGAGGAGAAUGAAGGGGACAAAGGGCAAAGCUAGGAAAAUUCCCCCUAAAGAUGGGAAGGAGAAAGGUAGGGGUCCUUCUAGUCCUUUGCAAAAAAAAAUUGGGACUGAAAACAAGUCUCCUAAUACUAUAUUGGAAGGCCCUUAUAAGGCAGCUAGCAGAAUGAAGGAAAAUGGGAAAGCUCCUUUUGGGGUGAAAGAUAGGGUUGAUGGAUUGAUUAAUCAGGAAGGGAAAAAAAGGGAAAGGAUCUAA